This is a messenger RNA of Entrophospora sp. SA101, 918 nucleotides long. NCBI's taxonomy places the organism in Eukaryota, Fungi, Glomeromycota, Glomeromycetes, Entrophosporales, Entrophosporaceae. The record is from the annotation of a GenBank genome assembly.
AUGUGUGGAAAUAAAAACUCUGGUCCUUGUGCAAUCAAGAGUUGUGAUAAUAAUAAAAAUCCUAAAGAUGAUGAUAAUCAAAUUCUAUUUUAUGAAUUAGUUCAAUUAAGCUUAUGGGGUAACGCCACUGAUCUGUCACUACUUACAAAUCUUACUCACGAUGAUAUUUCAAAUUUACAAAAUUCUGACUCAAAAAAUCUUGAAAAAUAUAUUUUGGAUAACAAUUUGAAAGAGGCUUGGAAUAAAAUUUCAAAUCAUCAAAAUAUGAGAAUUGAUUUUAUUUUAGAUAAUGCAGGGUUUGAAUUAUAUGGAGACUUGAUAUUUGCUGAUUGGUUGAUUCAAUCAGGCCAUGCCUCUGAAAUUCAUCUUCAUGUAAAAAAAAUUCCAUGGUUUGUGUCAGACACAACUGAAUUCGAUUUCAAAUGGUUAUUGAAUGUACUUAAAGAUAGCCAUUUCUUCUCAUCGCAUUCAACAAGUGUUGAAGAAAAUAAUCAUAAUUAUCUUCAAUCUUUAACAGAGUUGUCAAAUAGAUGGGAAGAUUAUUUGAAAAAACAAAUCUGGGUAAUUAAAUCUGAUUGGUUUUGGACAUCACCGUAUUCUUAUUGGCAUAUUAAAGAAAUUGCUCCUGAUUUAUUUAAUGAUUUGAAAAAUUCAUCUUUAAUUAUCUUCAAAGGAGAUUUAAAUUAUAGAAAAUUGGUAUAUGAUUGUAAAUGGCCAACUACAACAUCAUUCAAAGAAGCUAUUGGUCCUUUAGCUAAUGAAAUCGGUGUGCCAUCAAUUCUAGCAUUACGGACUUCUAAAGCUGAUGUUAUUGUUGGUUUACCUGAUGGAUUGGAAGAACAUUUAAAUAAUACUGAGAAAGAUUGGAUGUAUUCUGGUAAAUAUGCCGUUAUACAAUUCAAUGAAGGAACCAAAUAA